AUGCCUCCCCAGAGCCGCAGCCGCAGUCGGAGCCUGGAUGAAGCAAGGCAGGAAGGUCUUCUUGUCAGAGUUUCGGCACUGUCUGGCAGCCUGCUUCUAGAGCGGCGUUUCACUACCAGCGAUGACAUCGCCACAGUCAAGAAGGCUGUGCAACAAGAGGCCAAAGAGCCUCUUGCGCAGCUGAAGCUCAUCCAGGAACGAGGAGGUCGGGAACUUUCGGAGGCAACAUGCCUCGACGAGCUUUCGCACAGCAGCAAAGGCCUGCUGGAUCUCACAGCGCUCCGCUUUCCUGGGCACCUGGCCCUCGUCGGUUUCAGCGACGGGACGUUGCGCCUUUGGGACUUGGAGCAGGGCGUUUUGGCACACCACCUCCUUCGUGGCGGCCCACCUUUGACAGGCCUGGAGGUGGAUUGGGAGGGUCGCCGUGCUCUUUCAGGAGAUAUGCACCACAAUGUCCGGCACUGGGAUUUGGAGCAGGGCCGAUGUUUACACUGCCUUACCGGCCACAAGGACAUCAUCAACGGCGUGCUAGUGGACUGGAAGCGCCAACAGGCUGCCACCUACGAUCGUGGAGGCCUCCUUAUUUUCUGGGACCUUGCCAAUGGCAAAGCUUCGCACACGAUCUCUGCGCACGAAGGUAUGGUGCUUGACGCAGAAGUGGACUGGGGCGACACUGUCCAGAGCGUCACGGUUGGGUCCGACGACCGCAUUGCGGCCUGGGCCGGAGAUCGAAGGAUGUGCAGCAUCCGUUUGAAAGGCGACGGAGAUCUCGACGACCUGGUGGAUGCCGGCUUGGAGGUCCAUUGGGAGUCGAAUCGCCUCGUGGCCUGUUGGAACUCUGCCAUUUGGCUUUGGAACCUGUGCAGUGGCAGCGCCCUGCAUGUGCUGCGGGCUCCUGUAGGCCGCAUCAAAGGCUUCAAUGUGGACUGGGACUCGUCGCGCUGCGUGGCAUGGGGAUCAAGCGGCCAGUGCCUGCUGUGGAGCCUUGCUACUGGCCAACUACUCGAGAAACUCGUUGGUCCUGCUUCGGCGAUUUCGGGCCUGGCUUGUUGCUGGGAGACCGAGCGAAUUCUUAGCUUCGGUGCUGGGCCGCUCUGCCUUUGGAGCCUCACGCCUGGGCCCGCACGGCUUUCUGCAGAGCUGCAGGGACACAGCGAUGUUGUCGCAGGCGUUGAGGUGUCCUGGGAGGUGGACCGGGCCCUCAGCUGGGCAGAUGACACGACCCUUCGGCUGUGGGACCUAAAGGAGCACUCAUGCCUUUUCCGCUUCGCUGGUCACUGUGGGCCUGUAUGGUCUGCCCAAGUGGACUGGGACAGUGGCCGUGCAAUGAGCUACAGUUUCAUGCAGAUGGCGCUGUUUCUUUGGAACUUGCAAGACGGGACUUCUUCGAAGUUCCAGUUCUCCAGCAGCGAAGCCUUCCAAGCCUGGAGUGGUGGCGCAGAGGUCGACUGGACACGUGCUUCGCCAACCCAACUCAAGCAAUCGCAGGUGGAGAGCUGUCAAGGCCGUCGGGCUGUGGCAUGGACACUCACUGGCGGGUCGCUCGCAGUCAUGGAUCUCGACAGUGGAGCCCUUCGGCAGCUUGACGGCCAGGCAGCAGUAACAUGCGUUCGCUUGGAGGGGGCACCCGGCUCCUAA
Symbiodinium sp. CCMP2456 is the source of this 1638-nucleotide messenger RNA. The record is from the annotation of a GenBank genome assembly. NCBI's taxonomy places the organism in Eukaryota, Dinophyceae, Suessiales, Symbiodiniaceae.